GCUUCUCCCCGUCUGAUCUGGUGGCCAAAAAUUAUAGUAACGCUCGUCAGGGCCUGAAACCAUAGUAUUACAAUGUAUGGUCAGGAAGCAUGAUGCCGAGCUGCACAUAUAACAUGCCCUUCGCGUUGCUUGUGAAAACAAUGUAAAACUAAUCCUUACCACAUCAAAGAUGGCGGCGGCUGAACGUAUGCCAGUAGUUAUCAGUAAGGAACACUUCCGGCGCACGGCGUGACGUCAUUGCCUCUUGUUUUGGCCUUUUACAGCCUCUUCUCUAGCGGGAUGUUUUCAGGUCAGCCGCCCGGUCCUCCUCCGCCGCCCAUGCAGCCUGGAGCCGGCCUCAUGUCUACUCCUCCCGGGGCCAAGAACCCCAACAGCACCCUGGUGGACGAGCUGGAGUCCUCCUUCGAGGCUUGCUUUGCUUCUCUCGUGAGCCAGGACUAUGUGAACGGCACAGACCAGGAGGAAAUCCGCACUGGCGUGGAACAGUGUAUUCAGAAGUUCCUGGACGUGGCCAGACAGACCGAAUGUUUCUUCCUACAGAAGAGAUUGCAGCUCUCUGUCCAAAAGCCGGAGCAGGUUAUUAAAGAGGAUGUGACAGAACUGAGGAUCGAGCUGCAGAGGAAGGAAGCGCUCAUACAGAAGCACCUGACCAAACUGCGGAGCUGGCAGCAGGUUCUAGAGGAGAUCAAUGGUCAGCAUAAGAAGCCCAGCGAGAUGGCACAAGGGCCUCUUGCAUUUUUGGAGCAAGCCUCUGCCAAUAUCCCUGCUCCAAUGAAGCAGACGUGACCUGGCUGCCUCAGGGACUUCUUGUAAAGAAUAUUACCAUUUUUUUUCCCUUGGCUCGAUUUUGUACUAUAUUUUGUAAAGUAGAAUCUUUUUUUUUUUUUGAACUGGCGACUUUUUAUGCUACGGUUUAAUUAAAAAUAUUUCUAAGGCCUCAUU
This is a messenger RNA of Bufo bufo (common toad), 942 nucleotides long. It is a transcript of the gene MED28, whose product is annotated as mediator complex subunit 28. Gene Ontology annotation, cellular component: mediator complex. Lineage: Eukaryota; Metazoa; Chordata; Amphibia; Anura; Bufonidae. The record is from RefSeq and is a predicted model, not a curated record. The transcript is spliced from 4 exons. The coding region runs from base 280 to 786 and encodes 168 amino acids.